Molecule: messenger RNA, 6833 nt
Organism: Epinephelus moara (kelp grouper)
Lineage: Eukaryota; Metazoa; Chordata; Actinopteri; Perciformes; Serranidae
Gene: aass
Product: aminoadipate-semialdehyde synthase
Exons: 25
Coding region: 287-3082 (931 amino acids)
Cellular component (GO): cytoplasm
Molecular function (GO): saccharopine dehydrogenase activity
Source: RefSeq, a predicted model, not a curated record
GUUUACUCCGCGCGCGUGUGUCCCACAGCUCUGUGGGAAGUUGUUUCUGUCUCACCUCUGGGUGACACUCCGGUGUUGUCGGUAAACUGUCGCCAGGACCUGGCGUGGUGAACAGAAACCGGUCGGUAAGCACUUGAAUUCGUGUGUUGUAGUUCCACUGCAGGUCUCACCAGUUUUUCUGGUCUGUGAAAACCACCUGCUCAACAGCAGCUCUCUCCCAGCAGCAAACAGACUUGCCCUCUGACCUCUCAAUCAUACUUCCCCUCGACUCAGGGGAGGUGAAGUCAUGUUCAGACUCCUCAGUCACCACAGUAAGAGGACAUGGGGCUGCCUCGCAGGCCAGCGCCGCUAUGAGCACCACACUGCCAUCAUGGCCAUCCGCCGUGAGGACAUCAACCCCUGGGAGAGGAGGGCGCCGCUGGCCCCACGACAUGUUAAAGAGCUCACCAAUGCAGGCGUCAAGGUUCUGGUCCAGCCAUCCAACCGUAGAUCGAUCCACGAGAAGUACUACGAGAGGGCCGGGGCCGUCAUCCAGGAGGACCUCUCGGAGGCGUCUCUGAUAAUCGGGGUGAAGAGGCCGCCGGAGGAGAAGGUCAUUCCCAGGAAGACGUACGCUUUCUUCUCCCACACCAUCAAAGCUCAGGAGGCCAACAUGGGGCUCCUGGAGGACCUGCUGAAGAAGGAGGUUCGUCUGAUCGACUACGAGAAGAUGGUCGAUGCUAAUGGCUUCCGGAUUGUUGCGUUUGGUCAGUGGGCCGGUCUCGCAGGAAUGAUUAACAUCUUGCAUGGGUUGGGGCUGCGCUUCCUGGCUCUCGGGCACCACACUCCCUUCAUGCACAUCGGCAUGGCUCACAACUACAGGAACGUCAGCCAGGCCAUCCAGGCAGUGAGGGAUUGUGGGUAUGAGAUUUCCACGGGGCUCAUGCCCAAAUCUAUCGGUCCAGUGACAUUUUGUUUCACCGGCACGGGCAACGUCUCCAAGGGAGCCCAAGACAUCCUGAACGAGCUUCCUGUUGAAUACGUUGAACCUCACGAGUUAAAGGAGGUCUCUCAAACAGGAGAUAUGACCAAAGUCUACGCCACCGUCCUGAGCCGACAUCACCACCUGGUGAGGAAGAGCGACGGCUUUUAUGACCCCAUGGAGUACGAGGACCACCCGGAACUUUACACCUCACACUUCAGGACCAGCGUGGCGCCCUACACAACCUGUCUGAUCAACGGUAUCUACUGGGCCCCCCAAACCCCCCGACUCCUCAGACGACUGGACGCCCAGAGGCUGAUCAGACCGCUCAAGGGCUCGCCUGAAGCCACAGAGGGAUCACCAGGGCUGCCUCACAAACUACUGGCCAUCUGUGACAUAUCUGCCGACACCGGAGGCUCCAUAGAGUUCAUGACCGAGUGCACCACCAUCGACAAGCCUUUCUGCAUGUACGACGCUGACCAGCACAUAGAUCACAACAGUGUGGAGGGAAAUGGGAUCCUCAUGUGCUCCAUCGACAACCUUCCUGCUCAGCUCCCCAUCGGAGCCACAGAGUACUUUGGAGACCGACUCUUCCCCUACAUCUGGGAGAUGCUGCCUUCAGACGCCACCAGACCGCUGGAUGAAGAGGACUUUAGCCCGCAAGUCAGAGACGCUAUAAUCACCUCAAACGGAGUCCUCACCCCAAAGUUUGAAUACAUUCAAAAGCUUCGAGAAACAAGGGAGAAGGCUCAGAUCCUGAAGGAGAGCGGGAUGAAGCGUGUUCUGCUGCUGGGUUCAGGAUACGUCUCCGGACCUGUGGUUGAGUAUCUGACUCGCGAUGAGAGGACCCAGGUCACUGUUGCGUCGAUGCUGCUGAAGCAGGCAGAGGAGCUGGCAGCCAAAUAUCCCAACACCAUCCCCAUCAUGCUGGACGCUGGCAGCCAGGAAGGACACCUGGACUCCCUGGUCAAAGAUCAUGACUUAGUCAUCAGCAUGCUGCCGUACUCGCUUCACCCGCUCAUCGCCAAACACUGCAUCAAGAGGAAGGUCAACAUGGUGACAGCGAGCUACCUGAGUCCUGCCAUGAAGGAGCUGCAGAGCAGUGCAGAAGAGGCGGGCAUCACCAUAGUGAAUGAGAUGGGACUGGACCCGGGUAUCGAUCACAUGCUGGCCAUGGAGUGUAUCGACAAGGCCAAAGCUGACGGCUGCACCGUGGAGUCCUACAGCUCGUUCUGUGGAGGUCUUCCUGCUCCAGAGUGUUCAGACAAUCCUCUUCGCUACAAGUUCAGCUGGAGUCCGUAUGGCGUCCUCUUAAACACCAUCAGCCCCGCCAUCUUCCUCAGAGACAACGAGGUGGUGAACAUCCCGGCUGGCGGCGCUCUGAUGGAGUCUACCACGCCGAUGGAUUUCCUUCCUGGUUUCAACCUGGAGGGAUUUCCAAACCGCGACAGCACCAAGUACGCCAAGCCUUACGGCAUCCAGUCUGCACACACACUGAUCAGAGGAACGCUGCGCUUCAGGGGUUUCUCCAAGGCCAUGAGUGGGUUUGUCAAACUGGGUCUAAUAAACAGUGAGCCAUGUCCCAUCCUGCAGCAUACUUCGUCUCCUGUCUCCUGGAGAGACCUCCUCUGUAAGCAGAUGGAUUUGUCCUCCUCCAUUUCCCAAGAUGCCUUUGAAGAAGCCGUGUAUGAGCGCAUCGGAAAGGACGACUUUGUGAUGGACGCCCUGAGAUGGUUUGGGAUGCUGAGUGACGACGAGUUGGUGCUUCACGCCGACAACGUGCUGGCUGCUCUGACAAAACAUCUGGAAGUCAAACUCUCGUUUGAUAAGGGCGAGCGAGACAUGAUCAUCAUGAGGAACGAUGUUGGGCUUCGCCACCCAACUGGCGAGCUGGAGACCAAACACAUCAGCCUGGUGGUUUACGGUGACCCCAGCGGCUUCUCCGCCAUGGCCAAAACUGUAGGAUACCCAGCAGCUAUUGCAGCUCGCAUGGUCCUUGAUGGUGAAAUCACUGCAAAGGGAUUAGUGGCUCCGAUGACGAAGGAUAUCUACGGGCCAGCUCUGGCCAGACUGAAGGAGGAAGGACUUCAAUUCAUAUCUAAGAGCACCGUGCUGGAGUAAAGCCUGGCCUUCAAAGAGAGCAGAUCAGUAAUCACUGUAAAUACAGAGAAACUUUAUGACAACCACGUUGUCAGCUGCCUUUUCACCAGCUUUAUCCAAACUGGAUUUUCCGACAGACUCAGACUCAACUGUCUAGUGAUGUUUAAAAAUCUAUUUUAAUCUUACUGGCCAGAGGCUGAUAGAAUAAAUAUUAGUUAUGUCUUUUUUUCCCUUCAAAUAAAUAUGUAAAAGGUUAAAAAGGGGGAAAAAGUUUGAAAGCAGGAAAAAAGCCAAACGUUGUUUUUAUUGUGUUGAAAUGAAAUUUAGAACAAUUUGAUGAUGCUUUAAAUUUGUUUUAGGUCAAAAAACUGAAGAGGCAGCUGGUGAUUAUAUUAAGUAAUCUGUAUCUGAUAUAAGCAUCUGAGUUUGGUUAAAUGCGCCAAUCUGUGCCAAACUGAAAUAGUUACAGUUUAGUUUCAGAGAAAAGUUCUUCUGUGAAGCUGUGUCCACUAAUCCAACAGUAUUUAUGGCAUUAAAAAUUUAAAGCACACAUGUAGUCACAUAAAUCAAGUUUAACUAUUGUAGAAAUCAGGUCCAACUGUUCAAACUGUGAUGGAUGUUUUGACUAUCCACUGUAAAACUAGUUUACACUUGGGUAUUAUGAAGUAACCUGAACCUGAACCUGAGACUAUUCCUGGAGACUCGAUGGUUAAUUCUGACAUCUAACAUAAAAACCAAUGAAGCACUCAUCGCAAGCGUUAAGCGGUUUAGAAACAAAAUGAAACGUUAAAUAUUUUUUACAUUUUAAGUACAAUACAGUAACAUAAAAACACUGUUGAAAACUGUUUUUGAUCAGUUUGUUGACAGUUUUCAGACCAGGCGUACAGGAACGCCUCUCAGCCUUGCUUCCAAUUUUUUCUUGUGUCCACCAUAUAACAGUGAGAAAAUCACCUGUGGCCCAAAAAGCAUUUCUCCCCUAGGCCACCAUUAUAAAAGAGACAUCUCUUAAAAUAGACAUGACACCGCAAACUGCAAACAAGGUCAAUUUUGUCUCUCGAAUUUUUGAUCCAUACAGAUUUUAUGUUUGUAAAACUUUCCUCAAGUUGAGAAAAGAGAUUAAAAAAUCUGUGUAGGGCCGGACCAGCAGAGGAAACACUACUGCGUGUAUUCAGGGGGCUGCAUAUUGUGAAAGUAAACCUGGAAGGUAGAAACUUUUGGGGUAUACGCCAGGCGAGCGUUUCUCACUGGACUGAAUACGCGCCAUCUUGGGGUCUAGUACCUAGAUAAUAUAACACAUCCACAUGACAGACGGCUAAGGGCUUGUUUAUACUCCCUUUACGUACGAAAAAAGAUGCAUCUGUUUCAAACGAUGUAAAUGUCACUGCCCCCUCCCUUUAAUUCCAUUGGUCAUUUAUGAUGGAACAGAUACAGCCAAUAGAGGGCACCAAAGGGCGGAGUCAAAAGUUUUUAUCAGAACAUUUGUUUUGUAGAUUGUAGCUGGUUAGAAAUAGAGAUGCACUGAUUUAUUGGCUGCCCAUCGUUAUCGGACGAUAUUCGCCUUGUUGACUGCCAUCGGUCUAUCUGCAAAUAAGAUGGCAUUCACCGAUAGCAGUGGCCGAUGUUUUUCUGUUGUGUCACAUCAAUUUUGCGCAGGCUAAAAUGCAUUGCUCGAAACUACUGGCAUUCUCUUGUCCCUGGGACAAUAGAGAAUGUAUUUGGGAUGAACAGAGAUCUUCCCCAGGACGCCGUUGGGUCGAAACGGCGCCGUAAACUCAUUAUCGACACGUGAGGGAACUCACCCUAUUUUUUUCCUGAUAAUACCAGUUGUAAAGAACAAAUAUGUGUUUUCAUCGGCAGGAGGGGGAGAGCUAGUUAACGUUAGCUGUUAGCAGUCGUUGACUGUAACUAACUGCUCUGGUUGAUUUUCCUGACGUGUUUGAUUACAUCAUGAUGCGUUCAAGGUCUGUUUGGUAAAAAUGAGUAUUUGGCAACGGUAAAUUAGAACGCUCUCAUGAUGUGCUCAAAUUUAAUCUUGCAAAAUGUAGUUUUUUGCGAGAAAGUUGAAUAAAUAUACACUUGUUCGAAGGAGAAAUUUGUUUAUAAAAUAGAUAUCAGAGAGGAAAUUAUGAUAUAUUAUGUAUACUAUACGUAAUAAAAUCUUUUAAUUACUGCUUCAAAAGUCUUUGUACUGGUACAAAGACUUUUGAAGCAGUAAUUAAAAGAUUAAAGAAGGUAAUGUUAAAGGUUGUUUCAUAACUGUGAAUGAUUGAAUUUGUGCACAAAAGGGGGAAUUAAUAACGACAAAAACAAAAUAAACCACAAAAACAAAAUAAACCACAAAAACAAAAAAGCAUCGGCUAUCGACCAAAUUGUUAUUUUAAACAUCGGUAUCGGCCCAGAUUUUCACAAUCAGUGCAUCCCUAGUUAGAAAUCAACAUAGUUGCUGAACCUUUCCUAGUUUAAACUCUUAACUUUUUCCUCCAUCACCUGAAACGGCAUCUGAUUUCUGUAUUAAAUAAAAAUCCAACAGCUCAAAACUGCACUGAUCUUCAAGCUGUGAUAACUUCGAACAAGAAAGACCUCAACCUUGUUACACACCUAACUCACUAUUUCUUCAAACACAUCAGGAAAAUCAACCAGAGCAAAAGUCCAACAACAAAAGUUGCCUCAGAGUGAACACUAACGAACCAGAGAGCAGCUGCAAAUGAUUUUCAACUGGUUUGUAUAGGAUCACGAGUUAAUAAUUUUAUUUGGUUUGUCAGCAUUUUUUUUGUGUGGUGCUUUUGUGUUUUACAGUAUGUGUGCAAUGUCAUGACAUCACAAUCUCAAUAUCCCAAAAAUACUACAAUAAUAAUAAAACUUUUUUUUGUGAUGCCUUUAACGUUAAAAUUAACAACUCAAAGUGCAGAAGUUUAAACAAGAAACUCUGAAUUUUGAGUGUGCUUUCUAUAAACGUCAAGUCAAGUUUAUUUAUAUAGCACAUUUCAUGCGACAAGCGCAGACUCAAUGUGCUUAAAAACAGAAACAACGUGUCUGUUUUAAAAUUAUUUUUGAAAAGUUACUUUUUUUCCCCUUAAAACACUAAACCUAUCUUGGUAUAGAUUUUAACUACCUUUGGGUAAUAUCAAAAAAAGAGUCCGAAAACUAUGAAAGUGAUAUCUAUAGAAUAUAAUUUAAUUUUUCUCAUGAUCUUGAUUUGUUAACUGAAACAUAAUCGCUAACAAUGGCGUCCAGCCUCUGUGGAGCUCAGACGUGGAACUCUUUUUUCAAGGUGUUGUAAAGACUGAAUUCUGUAUUUGUGGAGCCUGUGUCAAGUUUGUCAGACUAUUUAUUGUCUGACACCUGAGCAAUAUUUAAUUUAUCAUUUAAGAGGGAUGUGGUCACCUUAUAAAUGGUUUGUUACAUGCUUUAAAUGGGUAAACAAUUAAUACCCAGAAAGAGAGUUAUUUAAUAUGUACCUGAGAUAUAUUUUUAAAAUAAAAUAUCCAUAUGUGUACCUGACAUGUACUUUAUAUGUGGGCCUUCGUAGGGUUUUAAACAGAAGAGUGUUCGUGUGAUGUUUUUGGUAGAUUUGUAGGUUUGGAUUGGAAUGACAAAUUUUGUCAGCAACACAGAACGGCACUAACUCAUCAGUGAUCUCUAACGGUUUUAUUUUAGUUGUUUUAAUGUUUCAGUUCAAGCAUUUGUUUGUAAAAGCUUGUUUUGAUAGAACGUUUUUUGCUUUAUAAAAAUGUAAAAAUGGUUACACGAAUAAAUGUAUUAUGUUACGUUA